CCUCUCCCCGCCGCAGUGGGAGGAAGUCGGACCACAAAGCAAGCACCGACCGUGCUAGCAAAAACACAGGCAAAAGUACACCCGAGGGGGGGGGGGGGACUCCAGCCAAACAUGUGCCAUAUUGUAGUUGAAAAACCAAGAGCUUAAUUGAACGGAGCCAACCGUGUCUGCUGGCAUUCGGUCAAGAGGCAGCGGGAGGACACCGUUUCAACACGCCGAGAGGGCUCUCUCAGCACGGACUGUCGGCUCAGCAGGAACCCUUCGAGGCUGGCGCGGAGCUCGACGACCGGUUCGGCUUUCCUACAGACAGUUCCCCCUCCGCGUGAGGAAACCGCCAAAACUCUGCGACGCUCGGUGUCUAAUGUCACCGACUGUGGUCAGAGCAACCGCAUCCCAACACCUCCGCCGCCUUUCUGAUUGACCUCCGUUAACAACGAGGAGAAGUUAUCCUUUAACGGGCGAACCUCUGCUGGCUAUCCGACAUCCAUCUACCGUCGCUCCCUCCCCAUCCGCCGCCACCAGCAGCGUCACCAUCAGCCCCAGUCUGCAGCUCCGUGGCUGGAUCAUCUGGCGACGGGUCCCCUUCAAGCUCGGGAUAUCACAGCUAGAAGCUAUGGAUUAUAUGUUUUCUGUUUCGCUGAUAUUUUAGGCCACCGGACUGCCAGGGACUGAUUUUCGGAAUCGCAGCCAGACUUCCCCUAUACGAGGAUCCAGAAGACCCGCAGCCGUUAGCACCAAGUAAAUCGCUGCAUGAACUCGAACAGUCGCCAGCUUGUGAUUGCGUUCACAAUUGGGAUUACGAGCAUUUAAAUGUACCUUCAGAUCUUAAACGGUCUAUUAUAUGUGUCCAGUUGUUUCCUCGCUGGUUAUUUAGCCUACGGGCUAGUGGGAUUCAGGUUUUGCUAGCUAGCGUGGUUGCUAACUAGCAGGCGAACGCAAAUGUCGAUACUACCAACUGCCAGUUAGCUCUGCCACGCGUGGAUCUGCUCUGAUCUGUGAUUACUUAAUCACACCGUUUGGCUUUAGCUGUGGAUUUGGUGCUAAACCUCUCAAGGUGUUUUACACACAGCUAUCCGUUCUGGUGGUAUUUUUGGCUUUGCUGAUGCGCCGAUACAGAACAUCUCAGCUUUAACAGGAAGCCAACCAGAAAGGAAGGCAUAAAAGGAAAACAACAAACAGGAGCGGUGUGGAUUCUGACUUCAAACCACGAGUCUGGCCUCGUCUUCUGCUUGAGCUCGCAUUUUUUUUAUUUUAUUUUCGUGGCAACACUCUGUCGAGUUCUAUUUGCGGAUUUUGCUGCACCAGCGCGGACGGAGAGUUGUUCAGCUUCUAUCGGAGCGUCUUUUCUUCUAAAUCUUCGAUGGUUGAAACGAGGAGACGCAGCCACACGUGUACCCCUUUGCUGCCUGGAAAACGGACUCUUUCUGCUGCCGUUGAGGCCAACAAAGAAGCCAUCUCCCUUUUUGUCAUUCCACUAUAGUAUCACAUCGUUGUCGACUGCGCAGUUUUUACAUUUGAGGGGAAAGCCUCCCACCUGGAACUCAUGCCAAACUGGACACAAACCAGUCGCUUGGACAACAGGGAAGUCCCCGGAGACAUGCUGGAUCUGACAGCUCUCUGAUCUCGUAUUGUGUGCACCAAAACCAACCUUCAUUUUCAAAAUUUCUCUCCCGUAAACAAUCCACCCAGAGAAUACGUGCAAUUUUAGCGCUGCAUGGGGUUACAACGACUCUGAUCUUGUUCAUCUCUGUGAUGAAUCUACAUUUUUAUUCCUCCGCUAUGGUGAUUUGAAUUGGGCAGCCACAGAUUCCAGUGCCAGCUGACCGUUUUUCGGCCCCUGUUAUCGUUCACCUGCCCUGGAUGUUGGUCAUAUCCGCUGCAGGACACUUUUUUUUUAAUUCCCCGAAAUAAAGACGCCACCCCAGGCUCUGAUUUUUGAUUGAUUUGGUCGUCCCAGGGUUGAAAGAUGGCGGACCUCGAAGCUGUACUCGCAGAUGUCAGCUAUUUGAUGGCGAUGGAGAAGAGCAAAUCUACUCCGGCAGCCCGGGCGAGUAAGAAAAUUAUCCUCCCUGAGCCCAGCAUUCGCAGUGUGAUGCAGAAGUACCUGGAGGAGAGAGAUGAACUAACGUUUGACAAAAUUUUCAACCAAAAAAUUGGCUUCCUGCUUUUUAAGGACUUUUGUAUGAACGAAAUCGACGAGGCCGUGCCACAGCUCAAGUUCUAUGAAGAGAUUAAGGAUUAUGAGAAGAUGGACUCGGAGGAGGAGCGCCUGAGCCGCAGCCGGCAGAUUUACGACGUAUACAUCAUGAAGGAGCUGCUGUCCUGUUCACAUCCAUUUUCCAAGAAGGCAGUGGACCAUGUUCAGAGUCACUUGGCAAAGAAGCAGGUCCCUCCAACUCUCUUUCAGCCAUACAUAGUGGAGAUCUGCGACAGCUUGAGAGGGACGAUCUUCCAGAAGUUUAUCGAGAGUGAUAAAUUCACUCGUUUUUGCCAGUGGAAGAACGUGGAGCUCAACAUCCAUCUAACCAUGAAUGACUUCAGCGUCCAUCGGAUCAUCGGUAGGGGCGGCUUUGGCGAGGUGUACGGCUGCAGGAAGGCCGACACAGGGAAGAUGUAUGCCAUGAAGUGUUUGGACAAGAAGAGGAUCAAGAUGAAACAGGGGGAGACUCUGGCACUCAACGAGAGAAUCAUGCUGUCGUUAGUCAGCACAGGCGACUGUCCUUUUAUUGUGUGUAUGACCUAUGCCUUCCAUACCCCCGACAAGCUGUGCUUCAUCUUGGACCUCAUGAAUGGGGGAGACUUGCACUACCACCUCUCUCAGCAUGGCGUGUUCAGCGAGAAGGAGAUGCGAUUUUAUGCGGCUGAGAUCAUCCUAGGUCUGGAGCACAUGCACAACCGCUUUGUCGUCUACAGAGACCUGAAGCCGGCUAACAUCUUGUUGGACGAGCACGGCCACGUUAGGAUCUCGGACCUCGGCCUAGCCUGUGAUUUUUCCAAAAAGAAGCCCCACGCCAGCGUCGGCACCCAUGGCUACAUGGCUCCUGAGGUCCUUCAGAAGGGGACAGCGUACGACAGCAGCGCGGACUGGUUCUCUUUAGGCUGCAUGCUCUUCAAACUCCUCAGAGGACACAGCCCCUUCAGACAGCACAAGACCAAAGACAAACACGAGAUUGACCGCAUGACACUGACCAUGAAUGUGGAGCUGCCAGAGUCGUUCACGAUGGAACUGAAAGAUCUCCUGGAGGGGCUGCUGCAGAGAGAUGUGGCCAAGAGGCUGGGCUGCCAGGGCCGAGGAGCCUCGGAGGUGAAGGAGCAUCAAUUUUUCAAAGGCCUUGACUGGCAGCAGGUUUACCUGCAGAAGUACCCCCCUCCUCUAAUCCCGCCCAGAGGAGAGGUGAAUGCUGCAGACGCCUUCGACAUCGGCUCCUUUGAUGAAGAGGACACCAAGGGCAUCAAGCUGCUGGACAGCGACCAGGAGCUGUACAAGAACUUUCCUCUGGUCAUAUCAGAGCGCUGGCAGCAGGAAGUGGCCGAGACGGUGUACGAAGCAGUCAACUUGGACACGGACAAGAUUGAAGCUCGCAAAAGGGCCAAGAACAAGCAGCUGGGCCACGAGGAGGACUAUGCCUUGGGGAAGGACUGCAUUAUGCACGGCUACAUGCUGAAGCUGGGGAACCCGUUCCUCACCCAGUGGCAGCGCCGCUACUUCUACCUGUUCCCCAACCGAGUAGAGUGGAGGGGGGAGGGCGAGUCACGGCAAAACCUGCUGACAAUGGAGCAGAUUGUGUCGGUGGAAGAAACACAGAUUAAAGAUAAGAAGUGUAUCCUGCUGCGCAUCAAAGGAGGGAAGCAGUUUGUUCUGCAGUGUGAGAGCGACCCGGAGUUUGUGCAGUGGAAGAAGGAGCUGACGGAGGCCUUCACAGAGGCCCAGAAGCUGCUGCGCCGUGCCCCCAAGGUCAUCGGGAAAGGUCGAGCGGGUGUGGUGGAGCUCUCCAAACCUCCCCUCACACACCGUAACAGCAAUGGCCUGUGAACACACACACACACACAUUUAUAUAAAUAUACACACACUUUAACACAAACUUCAUCACUGCAAGACAUCUGUUAUGACUUCCCCACGACGCCUAGCAGUGUGUACAGACCCAGCAACCCCACCCCCAAACACACACACCCCACAUGAUGACCAAUCACAGGAGAUUUCAUCAUUUCAUUUGAAUAUUUCAUCCAGUCACAGAAGGAAGGAGGAAUUCCAGGAGAGAGUUCAGUAUGGGGGUGCUUUGGCAGCUCAAUCCGAUCCUUGCUCAGCCCCCCCCCCCCCCCCCCCCCCCCACACACACACACACACACACACAUAUAUCCACCUCCACCUGCUCUGUGUAGAUCACAUGACCAGUACUCUGAUUUACAUGGAGCACCGUGGCAACCUGAAUAAGUCCUCCAAUAGAAACAGAAAUGAAUUAAGUCCAGAGCAUGAGAUCCCCCACUUACCCACCUCCCCAUCUCUAUCUGAGCAUAGGUGGCUGGACCGCUGCGGGGAACACACACACACACACACACACACACACUGCUGCUCCUCUGGAUCAUCCCUCCAUCACACCGUAACUCCUUGAUGUGUGCCAAGUGCCAACAUGGAUAUUUUACUUGAGUCACCUGAGCAGCCAAGAGGCCCUGCCCCCUCUCUCCACCUGCAACAAAGAGGAGGUGGGGGAGGUAUCGCUAGCUGCAGCUGAUCAUUCCAGUCCAGGAAACAGGAAGGACCACAGACUCUUUACAGAUUGGUCCCUAUUCAGCCCGUUACCAUGGAGACUGAGAUUCCAUUGGCUGUCAAACAGCAGCCUGUUGCUAUGGGAACUGUGGAGACCAGCGUACCUGGGGAUCCACGCACGACACUGUACCUAAUGUGUAUGAAGUCAGGGUGGGUGGGACCUCUGAUUGUGGGCGGGGCCUAUGAGUGUAUAUAAGCAAACCUUUUCUCUGUGCAUCUCCAGUGUUGUAGUCCUUGUGUUUGUUUGCAUCUUUAGAAAGCUCCGUCCUUCCGACCGUCUCUCCAGGCUUUGAGUCAGACGAGGGCUUUGGGUUUAUCCUGCCGGGGGGGUGGGGGGGGUGGGGGUGGGGGGGUAUGAACAGACUGGUGUCAGACCGCUUUCACAAACACACCUAUACACACACACCCCAAACAUUUUACACGUUCUCACGGCUUCUAUGAUGGACAGUGUUUAGGGAGGAAGAGGAGGAGCUCAAAAGGAAAUGUCUCCCCUCAAGUGCACAGAGUUAUGGUAGCAAAUUAGAUUCAUGCUAGAUUAUCUAUAAAAUCCAGAGAUUAAAGUCAUUCACAGACUAGUGAAACCUGAGUGAUUAAAGGCCUGAAUGUACAUGAAUUAAAUUCUAUUUCAGUUAAAAAAAACUGCAAAACUUGCAUGCUUACUGAAAUAGACUUUUAAAUCUGCCAGGACUCAAUAACAGUUUUUUGCAGAAUAAAGCCAGAAAAAUACAACAUAGAGAACACUCAGGUGUUCGUGUAACUUUAGUUUGUAAGAAAAUGAUUGCUUUAAUGAAAGAGUAUUUCAGAGUGUUUUAAUUACAAAAGUAUCAGGCUACCUAAAGUCAUGUAUCGGUUCUUUCCCAUCACACCCAGUUGUUUUAUUUUUGUUUAUUUUUUCAAUUCUAAAAGUUUUUAUUUUUAAAUAUGGACUGGUCCAAAUAUGUCUCUGCUACAGUUAAACUGUUUUACAUACAAUCCUUUAAAAAAUCUUUUUCACUCUUUUUGUACUCUGACCUGCAUCACCGACUACAUUUCCCAGAAGGUUCCUGUGUUCUCCCAAACGGAGCAUCACUGUUAGAGGGGACAGUUCAAACUGCUCGUUAGAUUCAAACAUAAUAAUCUGAUCCCAGAUCAGAAACAAUUGAACGCGCUGGGUGUUUUUGCUUUAAACAGUCUGACGUUGUGAUUUUCCCUCUGGGAAUCUGAUCCAGGAAGUGAAGUGUCCUGUCACAUUCUGGACUUCUUUAGAUUUUUCUCAGGUCCAGUUGGUACCAGAAUUAAGAGUGAGCAUACCAGCUAUGUGUUUAAAACCAGGGGCAGGUUCUUCCUUUUGUCUCACUGUAUUAUUAUUUAAUUCUCACACACAAAUCAAAUAGUCUUUUAUUAAGUUUAUUUUUGUAUCAAAUGCUUGUUGGCACCUCUUCUUUUCAUGUAUUUUCCAUCCAUUCUGCUGUGGGGGUCCACCUUUACGGGGAGUCAAAAAUACCAUUUUCACUUGGCAGGUUUUCCAGCAGACUCUGAGUUAUGCUUUGAGAGUUGGACGUCCCAAAAAUGUGGCUGCAAUGAGUUUGGAAAAAAAAAAGCAGACAUUAAUAGUCGGUUUACCUCCUGUUAGUUUUCAGGGUGGAGUUUUCCUCCUUUUUCCUGUUUUUAUUCAGUUUGCAAUGAAGUGAAUUAUUAUUAUUAUUAUUAUUUUUUUUUUUUUACUUUUAUUUUUAUGACCGUGGGGUUUGUGGUUCCACUCAGACCUGGUCUCGGUUUGCUCACCUGAAGAACAUGAAGUCCCAACGUAAAAGAUGAGCAGCAGCAGGAGGAGUUGUUUGUAAUUUCAGGGUUUUUAUUUCACAUGCAGGACUUGUCUGUGACGUCCAGGCAUGUCUGUAACACCAGGCGCUUGGUGGGAAAACGUUGUGGUGACCUUUUUAAUAUUAAGCCUUUACGUCACGAGGAGAUCUGAUUGUUCUACAGAGAAAUGUUGUCUUUUAUUUUUGUAAACCAAAAUGGGUUUUUAUUGUUUCCUUUGAAAUUUGUGUUGUUGCACCUUUUUAGCCCGAUGUUACUUACUGGUUGUUAAAUGUGCCAAAUAAUUCCUGAAGAGUGAGUGGAAAGCAAUGGGAAGCUGGAACUUUGGACCUUCUCGACAUGGACACAGCCAAGGCAAAUGGAGACACUUCACUUCACCUCACACACACACACCCACACACAUAUUACAUAGGAUGUCGAUAGAAGAGUACAAAGCUGUGACCAAACUUUCGUCCAUUGCUGUGUGGGUGUGCAAGCCUAUGUGAGCUUCAUUAACACCUGUGGUCAUUCAGUUGACUUUUUUAAUUUUUUUAUGUCACACACACAUUAUCUGCUCACACACGUGCAACACAAUAAAGGUGGCAUAUAGGAAAAAAAAAUCUAAGUAUAUAUAAAUAUAUGUGUAUAAGAAAUGACAAAACGCUCUAGGUUUAUUUAAAGAUUUUAAUGUAGAAAUGAACUUGUUGAGGGGAGCUCGGGUUUCCAUGUGAGUGUAACUGUUUGUAGUGAAGACUUCAGCUCAACUCUUGCACAUAAAGACUUAUUAGAGAUGUUGUACCUGCAAGUUGCGGAUGAUUAUUUUUGUUGGAACGCCGGACUCUGCUCUUUCAUAUUUAUUGUGUGCGUGGGGAGCCUGCUGUGCCUCUCCUCCACCAGUUGGAGCUGUAUAAACCCCUCUGGUUUACACCUGUCAGAUAUUCUUCUUUUUGUUUCAUAUGCCACAAAUACUACUGCUUUUGGGUUCAUGAAAUGACUGUCAUAAUAAUACUGAUAUAUGAUGAUAUUCAGUGAUUAUUAAAGAGUUUUUAUUUCUAAGAAUGUUUUUGUUUCAGAGACAGGUAGGACGUUGCGUGCUGGACUGCUUGUAAAAUCAGUUCAUGAAUAAAAAAUACUUUUUUCGUGGUG
Molecule: messenger RNA, 7690 nt
Organism: Nothobranchius furzeri (turquoise killifish)
Lineage: Eukaryota; Metazoa; Chordata; Actinopteri; Cyprinodontiformes; Nothobranchiidae
Gene: grk3
Product: G protein-coupled receptor kinase 3
Biological process (GO): regulation of signal transduction; protein phosphorylation; G protein-coupled receptor signaling pathway
Molecular function (GO): G protein-coupled receptor kinase activity; G protein-coupled receptor binding; ATP binding
Source: RefSeq, a predicted model, not a curated record